This is a messenger RNA of Coprinopsis cinerea okayama7#130, 780 nucleotides long. RefSeq lists its product as hypothetical. NCBI's taxonomy places the organism in Eukaryota, Fungi, Basidiomycota, Agaricomycetes, Agaricales, Psathyrellaceae. The coding region runs from base 1 to 780 and encodes 259 amino acids. The transcript is spliced from 8 exons. The record is from RefSeq and is a predicted model, not a curated record.
AUGGCUGGAGUUAUCCGAGAGGACAAGCGCUGGGACGCCCAGCAGAGACCAAAUGUGACGUCGAAGGCGAGAGGAAGGGUGGUCAUUGGAUGGGUCGGACGUACAACGGCAGGUGAAUGUCAAGUGGCGUUGGCGUUCACCUACUUCUUGUGUCUUCUGGUGUGCUUGUAUUCAGAUAGGCAAGGGGAUAAGCGCGGAUUAUCGGGAGAGCAACCGAAGGAAGAACAAGCUAGAAAGGGGUCGAGGAAGGAAGGGCAGUGGUUGAGUGACCGUCCUUACUCCGACCAUUGCAUUGAUUGCGCCCCUAUCCACGUAGGAAUGUUGCAUACCUUGGUUGAAGAGACUGAGAUCGACGAAAGAGGUUGUGGAUUGGUUACAAUCAGUUUUGAUUGGCGAGCGCUUCGCGUGUGCGACGUGCUUGUGGAUGCCAGGUCGGCGUCAUACUCUCAGCGUUGGGAGGGUGCGAAGUGGAGGAGGGUGGAGAGCGUGUUUAUCGUAUUGCCUGCGAGUGAUAGACAAGCGAAGAUCCGUCUGUUGCGCGCGAUCGAGCAUUCAGAAGCCUCCAUUAACUUCGUUUUCGAGCUUGAGGAGAUCGAACUUCGAGGUCAAGUGCCUUGGUUGGAUCUCGAGUGUGCAGACAUGGAUUCCGGUCUUCGCGUUCGCUUGGGCGCUGGUUUGAGUUCGAUGUACGAAGCGAAGCGAAUUCAGUUUGUCGAGAACAAGAGGAGAUGUCAACACAAUCAAGGGUGGCGCCUACAGGUUACCAUUAGAGGCAAGUAG